CAAAACAAUUAUUUUACUAAUGUGUGUUGCAGUCUCAAAAUACCCAUGACGCGCUACGACGAAUCACGUUUAGAUAUUAGGCUGUUUUGACGUCGACAUUCCUUUAAAUCUACCCAGCAGGAGAGUGGGUUUAUUGAUGAAUUGAUGUCAGACAUCUAUACAGAGCAGGUAGCUUUGAAGCUAGCGAGGUCAAAGCUGUUGGACAGCAGGGCUGUCAAGUUUAUUCUGCAAAUGAGAAGCUGGACUAAUGGGCCACAGUAUAGGAUUAUUUGUUUGUUUAUCGGUUACAAAACCUUGUGCAAACAGUGUCAAAUGCUGCUGAAAGGCAGUUCAGUAGACAAGCGUUCGUUAUGUAUGACGUCUUCGUGAACAAGCUGAAAUCCUCUCAGAAGGAUAAAGUUCGCCAGUUCAUGAUCUUUACCCAGUCAAAUGAGAAAACCGCAUUGAAUUGUUUGUCACAGAAUGAUUGGAAACUAGACGUUGCUACAGACAACUUUUUCCAAAAUCCCGACCUUUACAUACAUAACCUAAAGGGAACACUAGACCGGAAGAAGUUAGAACAGCUUUACAAUCGGUACAGAGACCCUCAAGAUGAUAACAAGAUUGGUAUAGAUGGAAUCCAACAGUUCUGCGAUGAUUUGGGACUUGAUCCAGCCAGUGUAAGUGUUCUGCUAAUAGCUUGGAAGUUUCGGGCAGCAACACAAUGCGAGUUCUCCAAACAAGAAUUUAUGGAAGGAAUGGCUGAGCAAGGGUGUGACAGUAUAGAGAAACUCAAAGCACAGCUACCCAGGAUGGAGCAAGAGUUGAAGGACCAAGGGAAAUUUAAAGACUUCUAUCAGUUCACAUUCAACUUUGCUAAGAAUCCAGGACAGAAGGGCUUAGACCUAGAAAUGGCAAUUGCAUACUGGAAUUUAAUAUUGGCUGGGCGUUUUAAAUUUCUAGAUCUAUGGAACAAAUUUUUAUUGGAGCAUCAUAAGCGAUCCAUUCCCAAAGACACAUGGAACCUCUUGUUAGAUUUCAGCACGAUGAUCACAGACGAUAUGUCAAACUACGAUGAGGAAGGAGCAUGGCCAGUACUUAUUGACGAUUUUGUGGAGUUUGCGCGACCGUACAUUGGCACCAAGAGCACAGCUGUAUAAGGAGACUUCUUCUGAGGACCAUCUGGACCUCACUAAAAAAAAAAAAACAGCUUCUGCUGAGCACAGAGGACUGGACUGAGAUCUGCAAUGCCUUUUCCAAGCCCUCAGGACUGAGACAUUUAUACGAACCAGAGACAUUAAAGGCAUCUUUUCUCUUCAGUCAUCUAAUGGUGGUUUGGGCUUUUAUCUUUUUGGGCCGGUUUUUGUUUUGACUUCAUACAGGAUCUUAUUCAGUCCAUGGGACUGCAGUGGUCUCAUUCAGAUGAAGCGGUUUGUCAAACAAGCCGUCACAGAUACAGUUAGGAAAUGUCAAGAUCUUAAUUUUAGUACUCCUUGUGCAUUCUUGCUUUGAAUGUUUGUUUCUUUCCAAUUGGUUUUUAUGAAAAUUAUACGUCAGAGUUUGUUGAUCGUUCUCUCUUUUUUAUAAAACGGAGUAGCUGGUGUCUCGAGAGCAAGAGUCACGUUUGCUUUCUUUUUGUGUUUUUAUUGUGACUUAAUGUACUUUGUCUGUUGAUAUCCAGACAGUGAUUUCACUUUGCUUGUUUGGUUUCGAUUAAAUCAAUAGGUCAUAAUAACUGAGAAUAUUAUAUUUGACAGUCCUAGAAAUAAUAUUAAUUUGAAAAUUACCUCAGUUUUCCUUGAUGAAUGACUCCAUUUGAUGUAUUGAUAUACUGUGUUUGCAGUUCAUUCAGCACUUUGAUAAGUCACAUAAUCUAUACAAUAAAAUCAGGUUAUAGUUGAUGAAUAAAGUCGGAUGGCCUUGAAAA
Molecule: messenger RNA, 1906 nt
Organism: Carassius gibelio (silver crucian carp)
Lineage: Eukaryota; Metazoa; Chordata; Actinopteri; Cypriniformes; Cyprinidae
Gene: dcun1d1
Product: DCN1, defective in cullin neddylation 1, domain containing 1 (S. cerevisiae)
Exons: 7
Coding region: 351-1139 (262 amino acids)
Biological process (GO): positive regulation of ubiquitin-protein transferase activity; protein neddylation
Cellular component (GO): ubiquitin ligase complex
Molecular function (GO): ubiquitin conjugating enzyme binding; ubiquitin-like protein binding; cullin family protein binding
Source: RefSeq, a predicted model, not a curated record